Molecule: messenger RNA, 1054 nt
Organism: Aspergillus pseudonomiae
Lineage: Eukaryota; Fungi; Ascomycota; Eurotiomycetes; Eurotiales; Aspergillaceae
Exons: 2
Coding region: 1-855 (284 amino acids)
Source: RefSeq, a predicted model, not a curated record
AUGCAUGAUUCAAACUCCUCACCCUCCCCCCAGGCCAGCUUUCGCCUUGCCGAUGGCCUUGGAUACGCCCUGCAACAGAGCCACCGCUCUGUUAUCCGCCUAAACUUGCAACACUUCCUCUGGCGUGAAGUCUUUGGCUUCCACAUCCAUCCCUCGGUUCAAUUUCCAUCUUCAGGCAGUUCUACCGACCCCCCUUCUCAUCCUGCCAUUGCCGACAUCGCUACAGGUACUGCUUUGUGGUUGAUUGACGUAUCCCGCGACUUUCCUAAAAGCCGGCUGGAUGGACUAGAUAUCGAUCUUACUCAAGCUCCUCACCCUGGCUGGCUACCAUCCAAUAUUACCCUACGACAUUGGGACCUAUUUGCGGGCAUACCCGCGAGUCUUGAGUGUCAGUAUGAGCUCGUACACGUCCGACUUCUCGUUUUGGUGUUGUCGGGGGUGGACCCAAUGCCUGUAAUCCGGCACCUAUUCCAGUUGGUAAAACCUGGAGGCUACAUCCAAUGGGAUGAGCUGGACUGUGUGAAUAUGCAGAUCAAGAAGGUGAGCCCGUCUGUGCAGGCGCCUGCGCUGGAGGAAAUCUGCGUUGCCUCCUAUGCCAAUGGGCGGCAUGAUUGGGGCUUCCAGGAUGCGAAACUAGACUACUACGAUGAGGGGCCAGAGUUGGUCCGGGCAUUCAAUGACCAACAUUUGUUGACCAUGGAGGAGUUUGCGUCUAAGCUGAUGGGAAAUGGUCAGGUCGAGGCUGCUGCGAGUUUUUUCAAACUCAUUGAGGCUGGGUACCAGGAGUGUGUCGACGGGGCUGCAUUGUCCAUCCCGCGGGUGGUGGUGGUGGCGAAGCGUCCCGGCUUGGCUUGAAUUGACUGCUAGACAAAGGAUUUAAAUCCCGUUGCCGUUUCUGGAUGGUACAGUUCGCAUCAGGCCGCAUUGAAGAUCCCCUGCACCGUUCUUUGUUUCAUUUAGUUUCAUUAGUACGCCUUUAUCGGUACGUGUCCUACCAUCUACCCUGCUCAGUACAGGGUUCGGGCUUUGGUCGUGAUAAGUCCACCUAGUUGGU